CUCUCUGUGCGACUCAACUCUGAUCGCGUUCCCGCAACUAGAGACUUGAUCCGACACACUCACACAACACCGUACAGCUCCGCAAAGAUGUCUUGGCAAGCCUAUGUUGAUACCAGCCUCGUCGGCACUGGCAAUGUGGACAAGGCGGCUAUCUUCAACAGCGAGGGCAACAGCGUGUGGGCGACGAGUGCUGGCUUCCAGGUCUCACCUCAAGAGAUGCAAGAGAUCGUUGCGGCAUACAAAGACAAGGGCACAGACGGCGUCAAGCAGGUUCAGAGCACUGGUCUCCACGUUGCAGGAGAGCGCUUCGUCGUGCUGAAGGCUGAUGACAGAAGUAUAUACGGAAAGAAGGGUCGGGAAGGCGUCGUUAUCGUCAAGACCACACAGGCUAUCCUCGUCACACACUACCCAGAGACUGUCCAGCCUGGUACUGCUGCCAACACUGUUGAGCAGCUUGGCGACUACCUCGUCAAGGUCGGCUACUAGGUGAGAGAGAGCGCAAGUUCGGGCGUAGAAUCACGAGCAUAGAGGAAGACGACAACACUGUCUGCGAAGAUGGUGAGAUUCGUGAGGAAACCGUGUGCAUAUGUGACCGAUGAACGUGCCGCAAAAGAAAACUCGGCCUAUGGCGUUUUGGUUCCAAUUUUUGUCUAUGCUGAAUCCCAUGAGCGGUGGAGGAAGCGAACUUGCAUACGGGGGGCAUGGUAGCAUAGUAGCUCCAAUGAAGGGGAGUCCUCACGACUACAUAGACCACUUUCACUACUUGCAUCAUUUCGACAGCG
Molecule: messenger RNA, 782 nt
Organism: Pseudocercospora fijiensis CIRAD86
Lineage: Eukaryota; Fungi; Ascomycota; Dothideomycetes; Mycosphaerellales; Mycosphaerellaceae
Exons: 4
Coding region: 88-486 (132 amino acids)
Cellular component (GO): cell cortex
Molecular function (GO): actin monomer binding
Source: RefSeq, a predicted model, not a curated record